Vigna unguiculata (cowpea) is the source of this 985-nucleotide messenger RNA. RefSeq names its product HNH endonuclease. Gene Ontology annotation, molecular function: zinc ion binding; nucleic acid binding; endonuclease activity. The record is from RefSeq and is a predicted model, not a curated record. Lineage: Eukaryota; Viridiplantae; Streptophyta; Magnoliopsida; Fabales; Fabaceae.
UAUAAAUUGUGAUAGUGGAUAAGGAAGAAAAAGGGGCUAAGAGAGAUGAAGGGUAGUUAUGCUACUGAUUCGAGUAGCAGAGAAGAAAAAAGAAGAAGGGCGAGGUCUUCGUCACCACUGAAGGACCGAUCCAGAACCUCUUCGUCUAAGUUAUCUUCUUCUUCAUCCAAACGAAGUACAUCACCCUCUGCCACUCUCCUCGACGUCGAUGAUGACGUCAUCUCUCUCUCACACGAUUAUCCUAACCCUAACCCUCGGAGCUUCCCUCACAGCGUUAAGCAGAAAUGCUGGGAAAAGGCAGACAAGGUCAAAGGACGAGACCCCGACCGCUGGCGCAGGGACGCCCUCGGCAAUACUGUCUUUCGCAAGCUCGUAGGUUGCCCUGGUUGUCUCUGUCAUGACUACGACCACAUUGUCCCUUACUCUAAGGGAGGAGAGAGCACUCUGGAAAACUGUCAAGUAUUACAGGCAACAGUUAAUCGUUCAAAGGGUAACCGAACAGAUAUCUCCAAAGCUGAACUUAUUCAAAAGAGUUCUUAUUGCAGGGUUUCAGAUCGUGAUAUGGAUCUUCUUGAACUGUCUGCCUAUGGCAAUGUCCGGCGUGGACCCGAUUCUGGGGGAUGUAGAAUCCAAUGAACAUUUUUCUCCAUAUUAAUUUAUUAUGUGAUUGAUUUCUAUUCAUCCUGACAAGAUCUUGGGGCUUCAUUUGUGUACAGACAAGUUAAAACUGCAAAGAAAGUGAUGGCAUUUUUCAUUAUUCUCUCUUCUUCCACAACACUUAAUGGUUUUCUCUUGAGAAGCAUGAUUUAUGAGGCAAGUGGCACUCGCAUAGCUACUACCCUUUAUUAUAUUAAUGUUGUUCGAAAGUAUAUUUUGAUUGCAAUGAAUCUCGUAUAGUAGGAAAUUGUCAUUAACAUACUUUUUAUUAUAUUCUUUUGAAUACACUUUCUUCUGCCGACUGAAAUUAAUUGAUAUUUUGUUGUAA